Messenger RNA from Apaloderma vittatum (bar-tailed trogon), 348 nucleotides. RefSeq names its product prolactin releasing hormone (gene PRLH). The transcript has 2 exons. The record is from RefSeq and is a predicted model, not a curated record. Lineage: Eukaryota; Metazoa; Chordata; Aves; Trogoniformes; Trogonidae. Bases 22 to 348 code for a protein of 108 amino acids. Gene Ontology annotation, molecular function: hormone activity.
CCUUCCUGCCACCGUUCCAUCAUGUGGCAUCCAAUCUCGUGGACACCACGUGCCCAGUGGUCACCCAGACACUUCAAGCUGGUCACUGUCUAUGUGCUGGUGCUGUUGGUAUCACUCGGCUUUGCUUCAGGGCAGAGCAGGCCAUUUAAACACCAGAUAGACAAUAGAAGCCCCGAGAUUGAUCCUUUUUGGUACGUGGGGCGCGGUGUUCGCCCCAUUGGUCGGUUUGGGAAGAGGCAGCUGAGAAGCAGCCGCGGCAGCUUGAGGCCUCUGAGCAGACACCUGGAUUUCAUCUUGAACGCUCUGUGGGAGCAAGAAGUGUUGCGCGCAGAAGACAACGACUGGUGA